UUGUCCCUUUGGUUGGCUAGGUCCAGGGGCGUCGGUCAUGUGAUCGAGGCGUGAACUCGCGGGUAUAUAAUCUGUAGCAUGACCCGUUGUAGCCUCAGUAAGAGUUCUGAAAGGUAGUUGUGGUCAGGUUUGUUGAGGGCUUCUUCCGUGGCAGUUACUACAAGAGGCCACUUCGCCCGGAUACACCUGCGACAACUACCCAUUUCUCUCCCGAACGACCAACAUCUUCGUUCUCCGACUCUUACAACAGCCACCACCAUCGUCGACUGACAUUUCUCAAGUUACUUACUGGGAAAGACAAAGAUACAACAACAACAUCAAGAUGAAGUCGUUUACUGCUGCCCUUCUCAUGUCUCUCUUCUUCGUUCUUCUUCUUCUCCAGAACAGCGAAGGUGCUCCUCGUUGUACUCAACAUGAUCGUCCCCCACCAGAGAAGUGCACGUAUGGCACCGUCCUGGAUUGGUGUAGGAAUGAAGUGUGCGCUAAGGGACCCGGAGAAACUUGCGGAGGCCACUUCUGGGAACAGGGCAAGUGCGGUGAGGGCACCUUCUGUUCUUGCGGCACCUGCACUGGCUGCUCUGUGAUCACAAGGCGAUGCUUCCGCUCGGCCCUUGUCUGCUAAUAGAGGAGAGAAAGACACCCGGAAAGAUCACCGCUGGCGAGUUGAGUCAAACAUUCACCCACGUUCUCACCUCCGGAUUGCUUCCUCCUUCAACUUCUUCCUUAUCCUCUAGAUGAAUUUACUCACUGAAAGGGAAUGAGUGUCAGCAAAGUUUAUAGCUAUUCCCCAUGGCGUCCAUCGCCAUCAUCAGCACUCAGACCUCUGGAUUUCUUCCCACUUCAUCUUCCGCUCAUUCAAGACGAAUUGACUCACUGGAAAGGGGUUGGAAGUUUCUGCCUUGUCUUAACCCCUUUUGUGCGUCGACGUCAUCAGCAUUCUUCACCUUAUCUGACCGCCAGAAUCAUCCAAUUCCAGAGCUGACCUCCACAAUGGCGUUUCCUAUCUAUGGCAAACAAUUUUUAUCAUUCAUUUCGCAGAGCCAGAAAGUACGCCAGGAAAAAUAGGUUAUCCAAUGGCAGCCGAAAGUAAAUGUAAUUAACUCCUGGUUGGGUGGCUGACGGCCAGACUUCAUGAAACAGCAAGUAGAACACCGAGAGAUUGAUUGUCAGCCAUGUAUCAGCGGCUGGAUUAGACCCAACCAGAAGUCGCAGAAGAGACUGAAACUAGCAUUGUUCCAGUAAAGAAACGCAGUCAAAAGAGUUUAAGAGAAGCCAAUGAUGACGUGCCAACUGGUGAUCGAACUCCACCCAAAGGACAGAAAGCCUAAAAAGUCUAAUAGUGUUAUAUCCAACCAAAAGGAGCAGUCAAGGUCUAAGAAGUCAGUCAUUGCAUCCAAACACAAGGUGCUGUCAGAUUCAACGGAGCUGAUUGUGUGUCAACUGCUUGGUCAAGUGUGAGAGAUUCCAACGGUGGUCGAGAGUCUUCAACCAAGCACCCACCUUCUCGUUUGUGGCACCACAUAUCCUGCAGUCAUGACCAACGCACUUGGUAGCUUUAAGAAGAGGAUCCUCCCGCUAUGUUACCCAUUCUCAUAGAACGUUAAGUCCUCUUAAUAUAAUAUUGCCUUAUGCAUAUAUGCGCUUGUGAUAUAUAUAAGUACAAAUAUUAUUAGGUAUUAAGAGAUACUUGAUGAGGUCGUCUGAGCUGCUCUGGCGGAACCUGAUUUUCAGUCAAUGCAAUCUUAUUGACAUAGCCUUAAUCUCUCUCUCUCUCUCUCUCUCUCUCUCUCUCUCUCUCUCUCUCUCUCUCUCUCUCUCUAUGUCAACCAAAA
This is a messenger RNA of Macrobrachium nipponense, 1832 nucleotides long. Its product is annotated as neuroparsin-A-like. The record is from RefSeq and is a predicted model, not a curated record. NCBI's taxonomy places the organism in Eukaryota, Metazoa, Arthropoda, Malacostraca, Decapoda, Palaemonidae. The transcript is spliced from 4 exons. Bases 323 to 622 code for a protein of 99 amino acids.